Molecule: messenger RNA, 2312 nt
Organism: Heterotrigona itama
Lineage: Eukaryota; Metazoa; Arthropoda; Insecta; Hymenoptera; Apidae
Source: the annotation of a GenBank genome assembly
AUGUCACUAUCUAUUGAAAAACAAAUCGAAUUAUUAUUAGCUGGCCAUCCUUUAGAAAUUGAUGACACGUAUGAUAUUAACCAUGCCGUACAAAAUGAUAUAGGUGAAAAAGGAACACCUAGUACUUAUAUACCAAUUUGUCAAAAAACUGUAACAUAUAUUGUUGCUGCUGUAGUGAUAAAUAAUCAAGGAGAAGUAUUAAUGAUGCAAGAAGCAAAAGCUACUUGCAAUGGAAAAUGGUAUUUACCUGCUGGCCGUGUUGAACCUAAUGAAAAUUUAAUAGAUGCUGUUAAAAGAGAAGUCUUAGAAGAAACAGGACUUAUAUUAAAUCCAGAAACAUUGAUACUAGUCGAAUGUGCAACUGGUUCAUGGUUUAGAUUUGUAUUUACUGGAAAAAUAACUGGUGGCAAAUUAAAAACAUUGGAAGAGGCAAAUGAAGAAUCAUUGCAAGCAUGUUGGGUGAAUAAUGUUAAUGAUCUAUCACUCAGAUCACAUGAUAUUGUAUCUUUGAUAGAGAGAGGUAAAACUUAUGUCACGAAUAAAAAUAUUUCACAACAUCCACAUUUAAUGCCAAUUAGUACACCAUUGUCUAAAUUAUUGUUGCGGCUAAUAGUCACUUCAAAAAAAAGAUCAACGAAUAAAUUGCACGUGCUUAUAUCAGACACCAUGCCAUUUCAUUUACCAAUUUGUGAAAUUAAUCCAAAUCGCAACCUCCUUUCUACUUUACAUAAUUUUAUGAAGGAAUUAUUUGGAAAUGGAGUUGCACAACAUAAACCACAUGGUAUACUUUCCAUAGAAUUUAGUGGAGGACAAGGAGGAGAUGGACUUUGUUUAACGUUAUUAGUAUCAUUUAAAUUACCUGUGGAAGACGUACCUGCUACAGGAAAAUUCAUUUGGCAUGAGUUACCCGAAAAUCUCGCGACAAGUAUUACUUAUCGUUUACCACGAAAUAUGACGGUGCCUUUAAAUUUGAUGUUGGUGUUAAAACACCAACUGCAUUUAUUAAUUCGUCAUCAUUACUUUCAUUCUUUAUAGGAACAAUGUUAUUUUCAAUAGGCAUCGGUUUAAUAUCAGUACUGUGGGUCAGUGGUAAAUUAUUGAAUGAAUUUAUAGAUGUAGUAUUACUGAGAUUUGCAGCACAUACUGUUUGCUUUACAUUGUUUUCACAUUGUUUAAUGCUAGUGUUAAUAUUUACAAUAUGUUUUUUCAUAUGAGUUGUUAAAUUGCCACUAUGAUAAAAAUCCUUUCCACAAACCUUACAUUGAAAUGGUUUAAUUCCAGAAUGUAUCCUCUCAUGUAUUGAUAAAUUGCCACUAUGUCUAAAUUCUUUACUACAUAUAGCACAUUUAUAUGGUUUUAUACCUGAAUGUGUUCUUAAAUGAGUCGAUAAGUUUCCACUGUGACUAAACAUUUUUCCACAAAUUUGACAACCAUAAGGUCUUUCACCAGAAUGUGUCCUCAUGUGGAUGGCUAAGUUUCCACUGUGGGUAAAACACUUUUCACAUUGAUUACAUUUAUAAGGUCGUUCUCCACUAUGAGUUCUCAUAUGUAUAAAUAAAUUACUUUUAUGUCCAAACUCUUUAAAGCAUAUUUCACAUUGACAUUUAAGCUUUUUUCCUAUAUUUGAAUCUGAAGAGCUUUUAGGUGGUCUUCCAGGACGAUUAGAUUUUAUAGGAGAUACAGGCUCAGAAAUUAUUCCUAUUUGAUUUGUAAACUUUGCUGCCUGCAUAUUUUGUGAAAAUUGUGACUGUCCAGCUUUUUGGGUCAUAUCUAUCUGACAUUGUUGAUUCAUUUGAUUCAAAUUUCCUCCUUGAUUAACUUGAAAAAGUGUAUUAUUUGGUACACAAUUUUUCAUAUAUGCUAAAGAGGUAUUUCCCUAAAAUAUUUUGUUUGUUAAUAAAAUGUUACAUAAAUUUAAAAAAAAUUAUAUAUAAUACUUAUUAAUACUUAUUAAUAAUUAUAAUAUUAUAAUAUUGUAAUAUUUAUAUAAAACUCACUUCAGAUUGAAAUAAAUUAUAUUGACCAUGAAUUUCAUUUUUUGGAUGUAUAUCAUUGGAUAACUGUGCAUGAUUCCAAAAUUGUGAUAUUUCAUAUUUACAAUCAACAUCUUCCUCAAUAAAUGUUUGAUAUUUGGAAUUGUUUGAAAUAUUAACUUUAUCAUCUGAAUUGACAUCUUCUAUUCCCUCACAUUCAUGUUUUAUUUGUACAGGAUUAAACAUCUACAGAUGUAUAUUAGAAAAGAAUUAAACAUCUACACAUGUAUACUAGAAAAAAAUUGUAAUUGACAUUUUUAUAUUAUUUAUUAGAAUUAA